Pistacia vera is the source of this 4091-nucleotide messenger RNA. RefSeq names its product protein OBERON 4. Gene Ontology annotation, cellular component: nucleus. The transcript is spliced from 2 exons. NCBI's taxonomy places the organism in Eukaryota, Viridiplantae, Streptophyta, Magnoliopsida, Sapindales, Anacardiaceae. Bases 322 to 3909 code for a protein of 1195 amino acids. The record is from RefSeq and is a predicted model, not a curated record.
AAAACCCCCUCUUUGAUUUUAUUAUUACUCUCUUUUGACCGCACCCAAAUCCAUAAAUCUGUCCCUCUCUCUUAGCUCAAUCACCACCGUCUCCCGUUUCCCAUCUGCCCCUUUUUCUGCCGUCCAUUUCCAUCUUUUCUUUCGUCAUGUCAUUAUUCAAAAUGUUUGUAAUUUUAUAAUGAGUUUGGGGCAAAAAAACUAGGGUUUCUAUUUCUAAUUCGAACCCCAAGACCAAGCCAAAUUCCAAUACUUCUUAUUGUUGUUGUUGUUGAAGAUUUUUGUAUUGUUGUUGUUGUUCUUGUUUUUAUUGUUGUUCAGGAGAUGAAGAGAUUGAGAUCAAGCGACGAUCUGGAUUCGUACGGCGAGAAGAACGCAAGUAAGGACUCGUCAAACCCUAACCCUAAUCGUUCUUCAACUUCUUCGCAUCGUAGUUUUUAUUACAAGUCUGAUAAUGUACGUAAGGGUUUGGUUUCUACCUCGUCAUCGUUGUCGAGGUAUGAUCGUGAUCGAUCUUUAGAUGAUGAUAAUCGGAAUGUACGGAAAAGAUCAGAUCAUGAUUUUGAAUCUUUUGAUAGGAGAAAAGUUGGGUUUGAUAGAUACAGUAGUGGUGGUAACGAUAGAACAAUUCAUAGAUCAGAGAGUUUUUGUGGGCCCAGAAGAGAAUUCCCGAAAGGGUUUCGGUCUGAGAGAGACCGUUCUCGGAGGGAGGGGUCGGUGUCAUCCUGGCGAAGGUUUGUGAGUGGCUGUAAAGAAUUUGGGAGUGAAAGAAAGGAUUUUGGAGGUGGCAAUAAGGAAUUUGAGGACAGUAAUAGAGGCGGUAGUAGGGACGAUAGAGUAGGGAGUGGGAAGGGAUUGAGGGAUGUAAUCAAGUCGCCAAGUUGGUCAAGGGAUUCGGGGAGUGAGCAAUCAAGGGCGAGAGGAUUGGGGGACUCAAAGUCCAAGUCAAAGUCCAAGUCAAGAUCAUCGCCAACUUGGUCGAAGGAUUCGGUGGGGAGUGAGCAAUCUAAGAAUUUGGAGGUGGUGAAGAAGAGUGAGGAGGUUAAAAUUGAGGGUGGUGGUAGUAGUAGUGAGAUGGAGGAAGGUGAGCUUGAGCCUGAUGUUGAGCGUGAACGUGUGCAGGAUACGGUCCCUGCAGAGGUUGAAAAUAAAAAUGAAGCAAAAGACAAUAGUACUGGGGCUGAUAAUGAAAAUAAGAAUGUUGAGGAUGGAGAAAAUGUCUUGGAGGAAGCAGAGCAAAAGGGAAAUAAAGGAAGUAUAGGUGGGGAUAAAAAAGAUGAUUUAUUGGAAGUUAGUGAGUCGGCGGAUAGUGAGAACUUGAUUGUUGGAAGUGGUGAUGAAAAUGGUAAAUUGGAUGCUGAUGAGGUUGAGAAGGAGAAGGAAGAGUUAGAGGAAGAGGAAGAGGGUGAGGGUGAGGAGAAGGAAGAGUGUUUGGGUAAGGGUGAUGACUGUAAGGAGGAAGCAACCAAUGAUUUGGUUGUUGAGAAGUCUACAGGUUUAGAAGAGGGAAGGAAGGAAGAGAAGGGCAUUGAUCUUGAGGUAAAAGCAGAGGAGGUGAUUGAAGUGCCUCAGUCCUAUAAGGAGCAAAUUGUGGAGGAAAAUGGAGGAGAUGAUGUAAAUUCUCAUAUGGAAAUUGAGGCGCUGAACCAGAGUUUCAAGGACAAAGGCAAAAGUGUGGCUGUCACACCAACUCACGAUGCUGAUUCUGCAGAAAAUGGUGUAUGGAUUGAAAGGGAAUCAAGAGUUGCUGCAGCAUGGAAGUCUGAUGAUAUGGAAGGACCAAGUAAUAGGGGCUUUGAUUUGUUUACUAGCUCUCCUGUUAGAAAAGCAGAGGAGAAAGGAGAACAGUGCUUCAAUAACAAGGUCAGAGAUGAAAAUCUGGCUCUGGAACCACUUGAUCUUUCUCUAAGUUUACCAAAUGUCUUGCUACCAAUUGGUGCUCGAGAUACAACUGAAGCCCCUGGUUCUCCUAGCCAGGGGAGGAGUAUUCAAUCCUUAAACACAUUUCGUACAAACUCUGAUGGGUUUACUGCAUCAAUGUCUUUUUCUGGCUCUCAGUCAUUUUUUCAUAAUCCAAGCUGUUCAUUAACGCAGAAUUCUAUGGACAACUUUGAACAAUCAGUUCAUAGCCGCCCAAUAUUUCAGGGAAUUGAUCAGGUUUCUCAAGGAGCUUGGCAGGGACAAUCUCAGAAUGAAUCCAGUAAGCAUAAAGAAAUUCCAUUGUUUCAAAGGAUUUUGAUGAAUGGAAAUGGCUCAAUCCAUCAGUCUCAAGGUAUUCCAAAUGGUCAACUUGAACAAGUACAACAUGUUAGGGGUUCAGAAGGAAGCACUAAAAUGCCCAAUGGACUGGAAAGGCAGUUGAGUUUCCAUAAACAGAAUGAUGUCCGUUCCCCUUCCAACAGUGUUGGAUCACAUGAAAUGGGUUCAAGUUAUAGUUUUGAGAAGAAGCGAGCUAUGAGAGAGAAACACAGUGGUGGUAGCUUAUAUAGGAGUGGUAGCCAGAAAGAGCAGGAACUUCUGAUAGGUGGAGUUGAUUUUGUCGAGACAAUCAUGGGGAGGAUAGUAUCAGAUCCUUUUCAUGUAAUGGCUAGGAAAUUUCAUGAUAUGACUGCACAAUCCAUAGCUUUGGUUAAGGAUAGCAUCCGAGAGAUCAUGUUAAAUGCAGAUAAGAAGGCUCAAUUACGUGCUUUUCAGAAUGCUUUACGCAGCAGAUCUGACAUAAACCCUGAAGUGCUAUUAAAAUCUCAUCGGGCUCAACUAGAAAUUUUGGUUGCUUUGAAAACUGGACUACCAGAAUAUCUUCUCAAUAAUGGUAUUUCUUCAACUGAUUUGGCUGAAAUUUUUCUAAACCUUAGAUGCAGAAAUCUUACAUGCCAGAAUCCUUUGCCUGUGGAUGACUGUGAUUGCAAAGUUUGUGCAAAGAAGAAUGGUUUUUGCAGCUCAUGUAUGUGUCUUGUUUGCUCGAAAUUUGACAUGGCAUCUAAUACAUGUAGUUGGGUGGGAUGUGAUGUUUGUCUUCAUUGGUGCCAUGCGGAUUGUGGUUUACGGGAAUCUUUCAUCAGAAAUGGGCGUAGCCCCACUGGGGCUCAAGGAACUGAAAUGCAGUUCCAUUGUGUUGCUUGUGAUCAUCCUUCAGAAAUGUUUGGUUUUGUGAAGGAGGUUUUCCAAAAUUUCGCAAGGGAAUGGUCAGCUGAAACAAUGUCCAGGGAACUUGAAUAUGUGAAGAGAAUUUUUUCUGCCAGCAAGGAUAUUAGAGGGAAACGGCUUCAUGAAAUUGCUGAUCAGAUGCUGGUGAGACUUUCAAACAAAUCUGAACUUCCAGAGGUUUACAGUUAUGUCGUGGGUUUCCUGACUGAUAGUGAAUCUUCGAAGUUUGCCAACACUCUUUUCUCGGAGAAGGAACGAGUGAAAGUAAGCAAUGGGAUUGCUGCGUCUAGCCAUGACAACACAUGGCUCAAAUCUGUUUAUUCAGAUAAAGCUCCUCAAAUGGAAAGUUCAGCAAGCCUACUUCCUAGUUUUCAUGUUGACCGGAAUGAUAAGCGAGCUUUGGAGUUAGAUUUGCAUAAAAGUUCUCAAAAGGAGCCUCUUUUUGAUGAACUGGAGAGCAUUGUAAGAAUCAAACAGGCAGAAGCUAAAAUGUUCCAAGCACGUGCUGAUGAUGCAAGAAGAGAAGCUGAGGGCUUGAAACGAAUUGCAAUUGCAAAGAAUGAAAAAAUUGAAGAAGAGUAUUCGAGUAGAAUCACAAAAUUGCGGUUUGUCGAGGCAGAGGAAAUGCGUAAACAAAAAUAUGAAGAAUUCCAGGCUCUUGAAAGAGCACACAGGGAGUAUUUUAAUAUGAAAAUGAGGAUGGAAGCUGAUAUUAAAGAUCUUUUACUGAAAAUGGAAGCUACAAGACGAAACCUUGCCAUGUGAUUGAUUUUGCCAGAGUGCAGAAACUUGUAUUUUUAAGUUGUUGAAUAUGCUGUAGGUUUGAUUUGUAGGUGUAUCUUUCAAUGUAGUAGUUUUAUUUCCAUUCCUUCAUGUGCUGCUAACCAAAAUCUGUACAGACACCUCAACAUCUCUUUAUGAUAUAAAUAUCUCCCAUUUGGAAAGCU